Messenger RNA from Laccaria bicolor S238N-H82, 1620 nucleotides. RefSeq lists its product as uncharacterized. The transcript has 5 exons. Bases 1 to 1383 code for a protein of 460 amino acids. Lineage: Eukaryota; Fungi; Basidiomycota; Agaricomycetes; Agaricales; Hydnangiaceae. The record is from RefSeq and is a predicted model, not a curated record.
AUGGUAAUACAACGUCACGACAACCCGAAGACAAGCAAUGGUGAGAAGAGCUCCCGUUCAAAUACGCGAGGGCGUGCCGGAAAGCCAUCAGGCCGCCGUUCAACACGAAAAAUUGUCGACAAAGAUGAAAAGAAGAAUGCUACGCAGGAAUACCCAUCUCAAAAGGAUGAGGAAGACAUUAUUUCAUCAUCAGCAGGUCGCCCCAGGAAGCGAGAAGAGACCGAACCAAUUCAGAUCGUCAGCCAUGUUGCAGAGGAGCUACAUUCAAGCGUCAGACAAGCCACAGGCGAUGAUGCUCCCUUGACAAAUUUGUCCACUACGAACGUUCACACCCUUUUGGAUUCACUAGAACACGCCUCAAAAGCUCAAUGGCCUUCGGAACAGUGGCAUGCAGAGGUACAGCCACUCAUAAUAAACCUGAGGACCGUGUUGUCUCGGCGGCACCCUACGGAUACGUCGACAGACCUUCCAGCCAUCCCCAGUCUUGAUCCCUUCAACGACACUCUCAAUUUCGCCUCCGAGGCACGCGUGAAACAAGAGGUCUUUGGCCUCAAUGACUCCCUUGAUAACCUUAUCAUGACUAUCCUCGAGGGAGCGGUACAAGUAAUUAAGCAAAGUCAAAUUAGGCUGAGGGCGCCUAGUUUUAAACAACAUCAAAAAGCGGUAGUAGCUCGACCCUCAGGCAAAAAAGAGUCACCACUGUUUAUUUGGCUCCAGACCGAAAGGCACACGGACGAAACACGAGGAUUCUUGCUGGACGCCCUGCUCCAUGGAAAAUUUGUCAAUUUGAUCUUUAAUGCUCUCUUCGAUUGUCACGUUGUUGGCAAUGCUUUUGAAAGUUCGGGAAUGCUGGAGAAUGUAUGGGAUACAGUGCGUCAACGAGAAUCAUGGAACGUUGCUCAGCGAUGGCGAGCAAUUACGUCGGCCGCGGCGUCACCCGCUGCUAUUCUUGGUCCUGACCUUUUUGGGGACUCUGUGACAAAAUGUUGCGCGUAUAUCGAAUUCGCGCUCAACGAGGCAUAUCUCAUGCCUGAAUCGCGGCAUGUUUUCAAACGAGUCGUUGAGGAGGCAGUCCCGGGGCUGCAUUCCUUAUUUGCCAAGGCCCAUUCACUGUCCUUGCAAAUUAGACAGGACAUCGUCACGUCUCGCCUGUCCAUAACAAGAGGAUACUCUCCGACGGACCCUCCUUCGAAAUUCGAUCUUCUGACAACGACAAGUGUUUGGGCAGACAUGGGGGCAACAAAGAAGGACGACGUUUUGGGAUCCUAUCGAUUCGGUCUCAUGCAGGAACACGAAAACGGGGAAACCACGAUUUUAAUUCAACCUGAGGUAGUAACAACAGCACUUCAUCGUCACCUCUUUCGUCGGCAACCGAAAGGUUGAAUAUUCAGAAUUCUAAUCGCCAAUACAGAAGGGUGCUAUCCAUGUCUGUACUUUACAAAAUGUUGGACCAGACGUCAAAAAGGGUUCUUUGGCUGUUUCAAAGGGCACAGGGCAAGUGAAGAGAUCUUUCGGAUAAGUAUCCUUGAACAAGGCAUCAAUUUUUUUCCGUCCUGAUUCUCUUCAUUUGUGUCCCUGUACACUUCUCUAAUGUAAGCAUUACGGAAUGAACCAAAAGAU